This is a messenger RNA of Didymodactylos carnosus, 315 nucleotides long. The record is from the annotation of a GenBank genome assembly. NCBI's taxonomy places the organism in Eukaryota, Metazoa, Rotifera, Eurotatoria, Philodinida, Philodinidae.
AUGAAUACAUUGACAACACUGGAAUGGAGCAAUAUUACAGCAUUGAGUCCAUUAACAACAAGCGAACAGUCAUCUAUAAUAUACAAAUUUGGUGUAUUUCCUGGUAUCUUGGCUAUAUUUGGUCUUGUUAUUGUUCCAUCACUGUUAUGUUGUGCAUGGAUAACCUAUCGAUUCUGCAAACGAAAAUAUGAACAAAAAGAUAUGAGUAUUCGACAAAUAUUUGUAACAUCUCCACCAUUAAAAUUGUCUAUAACUUCAACAAUAUCCGCUACACGAUCAAUAGAUUCUGCAUUAUUUUCUUUUCUAAAAAAUUAA